AUGGCUUCUACCGGUCGAUCUCCUGCCACCAAGGAAGAAAUGGAUCCAUUUUUCACUUCGAAUCUGUCGCUCCGGCACAAUGUUCCCGCUCAAUCCAACCAGCCCAUCGAGAAAGGCCCCUUUCACUAUUACGCCAUGGAAAUGAAGAGCCUGGUCCAGAAGAUUCAAGAUCUCCGCCACCUAGGCAUCGAAGACAGCAAGAUCGUUCUUCCCAAAAUCUGUGUUGUCGGGGAUCAGAGCACUGGAAAAAGCUCCCUCAUCGAGGGUAUCUCUGAGAUCAAAGUCCCCCGUGAUACGGGUACUUGUACUCGUUGUCCCAUGGAGAUCAACCUGUCUGACAGCCAUGGGCCUUGGCAGUGCGUCAUGCACAUUGCACACCGUUACACAUACAUGCCAAACAACCGGGGAACACAGCUUCCCAGCAAGGCAAAGCCACUGGGGCCUUGGGUUGCCUCAGGUGGCAAUGAGGAUGAGCACUUUACUACUCUGUUCGAGAAAAAUGAUGUCAAAAAUGCCAUUUGGUGGGCACAGCUUGCGGUACUGAACCCACAGAUGGACACAAAGGAGUUUGUCCCAGGUAAUAAUCAAAAUACACAGAAGACGGCCCUGGUGAAGUUUUCCCCCAAUGCUGUACGGUUGGAUAUUUCGGGGGCCGGCCUGCCCAACCUCUCCUUUUAUGAUCUCCCUGGCGUUAUAAGUCAGACCGAACAAGAUGGAGAGAAGUAUCUUGUUCGCCUGGUUGAGAAUCUGGUCAAGAACUACGUCUCGCAAAAACAUUGCAUCGUGAUCUUAACCCUCACCAUGACCGAUGAUGCAACGAAUUCCAGCGCCGCCCGGAUCAUUCGUGACAUUGAAGGUGCCAAGGAGAGGACGCUGGGCGUUUUGACUAAGCCCGAUCGCGUGUCGAAUGCUGAGUCUUUUGACCAGUGGCUUGAGAUUCUGGACCGGAAGAAGUUCACACUUGGUCAUGGGUACUUCGUCAUCAAAAACAACCCCAAUCCUCUGGUCAGCCACGCGCAAGCGAGAAUGGAGGAGGACAUAUUCUUCACCCAACCACCAUGGAACGUAGAGCUCGCGGCGUAUGGCAACUCUUUCGGAACUGCCAAGCUCCAAAACUCUCUGUCAGAAUUGCUUCGAAAGCAAAUUCUGGGAUGCCUGCCCUCGAUAAUUGGGCAGAUUGACGAGAAAGUGGACGCCAUCGACAAUGAACUUAGUACUUUGCCUAAUCCCCCGACUGAAGAUGUCCAGAGGAUUCUUUGGGGAAAGACUUCAGACCUUGAGCGCAAAAUCCAGGAAAUAUUCGAUGGGAACUCAAGCGUGACCCCGGCAGCAAAGAAACCUCUUCAAGAAGAAUGGAAUAGAGUCGUCAUCGACUUUCAGUUGGCCUUGUCGAAGACGCGCCCAGUCCUCGACAUGACCACAUCUACGGACGAACAGGACCUCGCAGAAGAUUCCGACUGCGAGAUCUUGAUGAACCGCGAAGGAACUGCCCAUCGCUUCACGUUGAGCGCAUUGGCAGAGAUCAAAGUUCGCUCCAACACGGUGGGAGUGCCAAAUCAGCUUGAUCCCCGCGCGAUCGAGAACCUCAACAAGAAAAGCGUAGAGCACUGGGGCAAGCUGACAGCUACCUUUGUCAAAGCCCUUCAUCGUCUGGUGCUGGAUAUCCUUUUAAGCGCUUUGCACGAGGAGUUCAAUCAGUACCACCAAACGGGACUGUAUCAAGAGCUUGACAGAAUUAUGAAGGAAUACCUGGUUACCAUUCAAGAUUCCCACCUCAAUUACGCACAGGAGUAUUGGCGAAGUGAACAUGAGCAGCCCUUUACAAUGGCACAGAUACAGCAUCAGACUCUCAUGAAACAGGCGUUGGAGACACUGAAAGCUCGACGAUUCAGCGCGCGUGCUACUGUCUGGUUGAAAGUCCGGGGCUAUGACAUGACGGACGAGAAGCUGAUCUCAGACAGAAAGAAGAGAAUGUCUCAGGAAGAACUUGGUGCGGAUCGUUAUGCUCAAGAAAUUGAGAUGAUGGCCAGCUCGCUGGCAUACUAUGAGAUCGCCCGUUCGCGUUUCCUGGAUGUGCUGUGCCAGUCUACCCAUACCAAGUUGAUUCGGAAGUGUCGUGCGGAGUUGGUCAACAAUAUUCGUGACGAGCUCCAGAUUUUCGGGGACAACGGACGCGAGCGUUGCCUGGUGCUGAUGGCCGAAGACACCGAGCGUCAGAACCGUCGGGUUUGGUUGUACAAAGAGCGGGAGAAAUUCGCGAAAGCCCAAGAAUGGAUUUCGACCCUCAGAAAUGAGGAUCUUGAGAUGGCGGACUCGGAGACCGCAGAAGCCGGCGGCAAUGUUGCAUGGACGUCAUGCGCACGCGCUGAGGCAGAAUUCUAA
Penicillium canescens is the source of this 2382-nucleotide messenger RNA. RefSeq names its product putative dynamin GTPase. The transcript has 5 exons. Gene Ontology annotation, cellular component: cytoplasm; membrane; microtubule. Lineage: Eukaryota; Fungi; Ascomycota; Eurotiomycetes; Eurotiales; Aspergillaceae. The record is from RefSeq and is a predicted model, not a curated record. Gene Ontology annotation, molecular function: GTPase activity; microtubule binding; GTP binding. The coding region runs from base 1 to 2382 and encodes 793 amino acids.